Molecule: messenger RNA, 1170 nt
Organism: Arabis nemorensis
Lineage: Eukaryota; Viridiplantae; Streptophyta; Magnoliopsida; Brassicales; Brassicaceae
Source: the annotation of a GenBank genome assembly
AUGGCGCAAAACGGGUACGUGGUUCCGGCGGAUCAAUCGGCGGUUGUGACGGUGAAGAAGAAGACGCCUCAAUCGUCUCGGAAUUGGGUAGCUAUAGACGAGGAGGGAGAGAGUUCGGCGUUUGAUUUCGAUAGAAAUAAUAUCAUGAAAGACCUCAGGAUCCCUGCUCGAGAUCUCCGGCUUCUAGACCCGAAUCUAUCUUACCCUUCUACUAUUCUUGGCAGAGAGAGAGCUAUUGUGCUCAAUUUGGAGCAUAUCAAGGCGAUUAUUACUUCAGAACAGGUUUUGCUUCGGGAUCCAACAGAUGAAAAUGUUAUUCCCGUUGUUAAGGAGCUUCAAAGACGCAUACCUGUUGGUCAAGGAGAAGGAAAAGAGACCUCAGCUGCACAGAAUGACGGUGACGCUGGUGAAGAAGAUGAGUCCCCAUUUGAAUUCCGGGCGCUGGAAGUUGCUUUGGAAGCAAUCUGUAGCUUCUUAGCUGCAAGGACAACAGAGUUAGAAACAUCUGCUUAUCCUGCUUUGGAUGAGCUUACCUCAAAGAUUGGUAGCCGUAAUUUAGAUAGAGUACGGAAAUUGAAGAGUUUGAUGACUCGGUUGACAGGUCGGGUUCAGAAGGUAAGAGAGGAGCUCGAACAACUGCUAGAUGAUGACGACGAUAUGGCGGAUCUUUACCUUUCAAGGAAACUUUUUAUUGCUUCCACGCCGGUCAGUAGUCCCGGUGAAUCGAAUUGGUAUCUUACUUCCCCAACAAUAGGUUCUAAGAUUUCAAGAGCGAGUAGAGCGAGUUUAGCCACGGUUCGUGGGGAUGAAAAUGAUGUUGAAGAACUUGAAAUGUUGCUCGAGGCAUACUUCAUGCAAAUUGAUAGCACUUUAAACAGAUUAACAACGCUGCGUGAGUACAUUGAUGACACUGAGGAUUACAUUAACAUCCAGCUAGACAAUCAUCGUAAUCAGCUGAUUCAGCUGGAGCUCGUCUUAAGCUCUGGAACGGUUUGCUUAUCAAUGCUAUCUCUUGUCGCGGGAAUUUUCGGGAUGAACAUUCCAUACCCAUGGAACGAGGGCCAUGGAUACAUAUUCAAAUAUGUCGUGGGCCUCACUGGGACAUUUUGUGUAAUCUUGUUUGUGAUCAUAAUGUCGUACUCGCGGUACAAAGGGCUGGUUGGAUCUUGA